This is a messenger RNA of Myiozetetes cayanensis, 2260 nucleotides long. RefSeq lists its product as uncharacterized. The coding region runs from base 12 to 824 and encodes 270 amino acids. Lineage: Eukaryota; Metazoa; Chordata; Aves; Passeriformes; Tyrannidae. The record is from RefSeq and is a predicted model, not a curated record. The transcript has 2 exons.
AGCGCGGGGAAAUGCUGUCGGCAAAUGCGCCUUUAUUCAAUGUGGGCAGCUCUCGCUCCUCUCCACGAGCCCUUGGCAGGCCCGGGCCGGAGGGAGCGCGGCCGGCUGGGCUGUGCCCGGCUGGGGACGGGCACGAACUCGUGCUUGCCGUGCUCGGGGAGCUUUUCGUGCCCCGUCCGGGAUUUGCCCAGCGGCUGUCGAGGUGCUGGCGGGUGACGGCCCUUGCCAGGGACAAAGCAGCCCGCCGAGUGCGGAGGGUUCCCUCGCUCCGAGGCACGGGCGUUUGGCCGAGGGUCGCCGUCUGGUCCCGCCUGCAGGGGACCUGCUCACCUCCAGGGGACGGAGGAGCCGUGCCCUGCACUGCCCUGCUCCGGAGCGUCCGGAGCUGGGGGAAUCCCACCCGCAGCCGCGGCACUGCCAGCACAGCUCGUGGCAGCAGGGAUGGAGCAGCUCCGGGCCAGCCCUCGCAGCGGGCACGAGCUGGAUUUGUCUGCCAGGCACGGCUCGUCUGCAAAACACACAGCCCGGGGCUGGGAACCCGGCCACGGGCACCGGGGUGGGCACGGAGAAAGGGCUGCCCGCGGCUCCUCAGACAGGAGCCAAAGCAGAUGCCACCUGUCCAGGCUGGUGGGCAGCACUCGGAGCCACUCUGGGGGAAACCCCCUGGACCUGCCAGGAGCUCGGAGUCUGCCCUGCCAGCUCCUGAUGGGUGGCAGGGCCACCGGGAGGGAUUCAAAGAAACCCCAAAGCUUACCGAGGGACUCACCCAGAGGAAGAGAGCCAUUGCUGUCAUAAAAAGCUUGGAAAGCUGGUCAAAAGCCUAGGACGACAAUACUGGGAUUCCCAGGCCCCUUCUUAGUGGUUCCAUGUGAAUGUCUUUUUAGUCCCUCCAUUAGCAGCUUGCAGAACUUACCCCGGGAUUCAGAGGCUGAGCAGGGUUUGCUUUGGGUUGCCUCGCCCCUCUGGCCCCAGCUGCUGCAAACACAAGUGGGGCCAAGGCGGUUAAACACACUUGCCCCCCAAAACAGUUGCUGCAUCCCUUAGAAAUUACCCCAGGUUUUCCGAGAUAAAUGUCACCUCUGUCCUCCCUCGGUUAUCCCAGGUUUUCCCGGCUGGGAGCUGCAAGGAAUUCAGGCCAGUGAAGCCACACCGAGGAACAGCUGUACAUUCAAAGGCACAAAGACAAGAUCUAGCAGCAAAAGGCAGAAAGAAGGGGAAAGGUUUCAGAAAACGUCUCUGCAAUCUAAUUCCUAACUCUUUCCAGUUUCCCAGUGAGAAGAACAGGAACUCACAGCCACUAAGGCCUGACAGUCCCCUGCAGCCAGAGCUCCAUCUCAGCACACUCCCUUGGCGAUGGUGUGCUUUAAUUAACCACCUCAAACCAACACAUGAAAACCAAAUCAAUAUUCUAUUCUUCUUUUUAAUCGAGAGAUAGAUAAAGAUUGCAGAAUACAAAAGAACCUUCUUAGCCCCAAAAACUCUUAAAAGAGACAGACAGGGCACGGCUGCGCUGUGGAUGGGCUUUAAGGUCCCUUGCUACCCAGACCGCUCCCGGAUUGCACAGAAGAGGGCAGAUGCUCAACUUUGAGCUGCUAAGUUUAGGGAGUCAACUAAAGGACCAAAUUUAAGUCCAAGCCUCUAAUACUUUAUGGAAUACUAAAAUCUCUGCAAGUCUGAAAUGAAAGAGUACACCCGCUAAGGCUUGGACCUUCUGCACCGGCUUGUAACAAAGAGCCACCUCUAGAAAGCAAGAAGCACUUAGAAAGUCAAGAAAAGGGCCCAAAUUAGCAAAUUCCCAAAUGCUGGGGCGUCUGAACAUUGCACUGUAAUGAGGUGACCCACUCACCUGACAGGUGACUGCCAGGCUGGGACAGAGCUGUGUCUUCCCGCUACGGAACUCCCCGAGCCACUCUGGUACGGACCCUGUUUCUGUUCCUCCCGAAGGGAAGAGAAUAACAAUAAUAAUUAGCAAUAAAGAUUACAAACAAAACCCACGUACAAAACAUUGCAAAAGACAGAGGCUCAGUAAAACCCUUCCUUGGGCCAAAAGUUUCAAAAUUAAUUGGCAAAACUUGCUGUCAUCCUGAGAUUUGGUCCCGUUGCAGAGAAAAGGUUUGGGUGUGUUUUUGAAGAUGCUGCGGAGCUGAAAUCGUUUGGUUCAUUUUUGGAUCACCAGAUAAAUGGGGAGACGGUGAUCCCUGGUUUUGUGUUCUUGAAAUACAUCCCACGCUAGAAUAAACCAGAAAGGUCCCCAAAUGGA